Aaosphaeria arxii CBS 175.79 is the source of this 414-nucleotide messenger RNA. RefSeq lists its product as uncharacterized. Bases 1 to 414 code for a protein of 137 amino acids. NCBI's taxonomy places the organism in Eukaryota, Fungi, Ascomycota, Dothideomycetes, Pleosporales. The record is from RefSeq and is a predicted model, not a curated record. The transcript has 2 exons.
AUGCCCGACUCUGCCUCUGUCUCGACAGUCGUCCUCCUAUCCGCCGCCUCGGGCCUCCUCCUAGCAGCAAUACUAUACCCGUCCUCCCUUCUACGCUGGUUUCAGCGAAAGCGAUACCAGUAUGAAGUCACAUUCUCGCUUUACAUGUUGACUUCGACCGAAAAGUUCAUCUUCAAUUCCAUACUAUUCCUCCUCCUCUCCCUCCUCAUAAUAGCCGCCUCCCUCUACCUCCCGGAGCACAUUUACAUCAUGGCCAACCGAAUGUUCUACUACUUUUCCGGUGACGAAGAAACCCUCCACCACGCGAACGAGCACGCGAACAAGGCCGCUCAGCAUGUGCUGACAACUUCCUCGCAAAUUAUCAACGACGCCGCCUCAUCUCUGCUCAGCAGGGAUAGUUCGAUUUCAACUUAA